This is a messenger RNA of Lotus japonicus, 3751 nucleotides long. RefSeq lists its product as uncharacterized. The coding region runs from base 694 to 3417 and encodes 907 amino acids. Gene Ontology annotation, biological process: regulation of defense response to fungus. The record is from RefSeq and is a predicted model, not a curated record. Lineage: Eukaryota; Viridiplantae; Streptophyta; Magnoliopsida; Fabales; Fabaceae. The transcript has 5 exons.
ACAAGGUACUCCCUCACAUCACUUUAAUUAAUCUUUACCUUCCAAUCCAACCUUCUAAUGUCCAUUCCCAACGCAGAAAUUAGAAUCCCUCCAACGACGUCGUUUGAAAUUGGUAUUUUGGACACAAUUAUUUGGUCCUUCUCCUUGUUCCUGGUACUACAACCUCGGAAAACGCAAAACGGUACUCUUUUCUUUUCUCUCUCCUCUGGAUAAAGUUGAGAUUUCUCUACACUACAAUUUCAGGGGUUUAAUCUAAUCUUUUCUACCCAAUUUCUAAGAGGAAAAUUUGUCCCCACCGUGAUUCUCAACCACCCAUUGUUUAUUUCCAUUUUUGGCGUUUGGAUUCUCAGAAAAUUUACUAACAAAACCCAAAGCAUCAGCAUCAGCAUCAGCAUCAGCAUCAGCAUCAGCAGCUGAAAAAGAUAAAGCAAUAAAGAGGUCUCUUUCUCUUCAUUUUGCUUAACGACUUCUUCUUCCCCAGCUCAGCUCAGCUCCACCUUCGACCUUUCCCUUUCGACCGUUGUCGUUUCCGAGAAACCAAGCGUUUCACUUUAGGGAGGGAGGGAGGGACGGACACGCUUCUUCUUUUUUGCUUUUUCUUCCUAUCAUGUGCUUCCAUCGAGGUUUCUUCUUUGCUUCUGAGUGGUGAUGGUGUUUCAUUAACCCUGUUCCCUCUCUGUUUCUCACUUGCUAAUGGAGGAUUCGGCUAAGGUGCGGUUGGUGCGGUGCCCCAAGUGUGAAAAUCUCCUUCCUGAGCUCGCUGAUUACUCUGUUUAUCAAUGUGGUGGUUGCGGUGCUGUUCUUCGAGCGAAACAUAAAGGUUAUGUGAGUGGUAGCUUGUCAGAUGAGGGUAAGGUCGGAGGAGAUUCUUGCAGAUCAGAAGGUUCAUUGGUGAAAGGCUUAGUUGAUCCUGGUGAUACUUCAGGUGUUGUUGAUGCAAACUCGAGCAGCAGUGGUCCCUCGAAGGAUGAUAAUCCAAGUGAUAUGUAUAAAGCAGAUAACAGACAGGAGAGGAUUCUGAAUCAAUUGGAAGAUGCUGAUGAGAAUGGGGAUUUUGAGAAUGAUGUUGAUAUCAACAGAGACAGUGAUAGAAGGGGUAAAGCAGUAGGAAGAGAACAUGAGGAGGCCAAGACUCAAAUUGGUCAUGAAAAUGGGUCCAAAUUCUCUGGCAGAAAUUCUAAUUGGCAAAAUGGAGAGACAAGUGAGAUGGAGAGGUUUUGGAGAAAGCAACGAGCUGAUAUGGAAAGUGUGAGAUUUUCCACCAUGAAUUUGCAUGACGAGGGACCUUCAAAUGGCUAUUCCGGUUGUUCUAGCAACUAUAUGGAUCCGUGGUGGAACAAUAAAGAAACAAAUGGUGCGAACAAGGUUCAGCAUCUUGAGCAAGAUCGAGCUGAGCUUCUAAGGAAACUGGAUGAGUUAAAGGACCAGCUCGGUAAGUCUUCUGAAGUGGUGAAAAACCCAAAAGAAAAGGUUCUUCCUGAUGAAAGGGUGGUUCCUCCAGAUCCUCAUCCUUACGGUGGUCCUGAUCCUUGGUUUUCUGAUGGGUUGAACAGGACUUCAAGGCAAUUUUUCAGAACUGAUAAACAUAUGGCAGGUCCCCCUCAUUUCAAUUAUCAUCAUGAUCCAUACCUUUAUACAAGUGGUCAUGAAAUGCCUAUGCCCAACUUCCAUCCUUCAGUGCAUAAUCCGAAUCAAUAUGGGGAUCCUUUUGCAUCCCAAACGCUGAGGAGAGGUCCACAUCAGCUGCCCCAUCAGUUCCCGCAAUCCAUGCAUCCGUACUUUCCGGGAAGGUAUGUUGAUGCUAAUCUGGAUUCAUACGAACCAUAUGCACAUAAUGCGAUGCCUCACCCGCCUUCUUGCUCUUGUUUCCAUUGCUAUGACAACAAACGAAGGGGUACAGUACCGAUGCCGCCUGCUUCUUUCAUUAACAGCAGAUUUCCCGAUACCUCCAAUGAUCCUAUGUUGUAUCAUCGUGAAAUGCCAGGGGCAUUUGGUCCACAUGUUCAUAAUUCUAGAACUUCCAUUCCUCCUGUGCAUUUUCAUGAAAAACAAUUACAUACAAGAUGGCCUAGUGACUUCAACUCUGACAUUGGCGGUGUUGUUCGAAGCCGUCCUCGGAAUGUAAUGGUAGCUACUAGCAGCCGACGUUGUCGUCCUGUGGUUGGUGGUUCGCCUUUCAUCACAUGUCCUACUUGCUUUGAGUCGCUGCAACUGCCUAAAAAAGCAAUUGUUAUGGGGAAAAAUCAUCAGCAGAAAGUGCAAUGUGGGGCUUGUUCUUCUGAAAUAAGCUUUGCUCUCAUCAGUAAGAAGCUGGUUAUUUCUCCUCAUUCAGAAACGGAAAGAGUUCCCCCGAGAGGUGAUGAUAGCUCUAAUGAGGUUUUGAGUGGCCAUGUGUCACAUUCCCGGGGUCAUGUGAACAGGAGUGGUGCUAACUUCUCAUCUGAUGAUUAUUCUGGCUAUGAUUUUCUCUCAAUAGAUAAAGAACCUCUUUCACUGGUUGCUAUGAACUCUGACAAGUCCCAUGAGAUGCAGAACUUCCAUUCAUCUCCCAGUACCUCUGAAGAUGAAAAUAGUCCAGAAGUGAUGAUUGCUUCAAGGGAGGUUACUAAGUCCAUUCUUCAUCCAACUAAAGACUCUGUAUCUCCUCCUGCUGGUUCACCUCUGCAAGAGUAUUUUGAUUACAAUAGUAAUAGUCAUGCAGUAAAUCGGUUUGGAAAAGGCAACCGAAGUAGUCGCUCAGAGCAAGAGAAGGCAAAACUGGACAAGAUUACAUCACGCCAAAAUUCUUUGAAAGAGGCAGCGCUUGCAACUGAGAUGGAUGUCCAUGAUUAUUCUAACACUGGAGUCUCCCAGGAUUCUAGAGAUGCUAGCCAAGAUAACGGCCAUGCCAAAUCCAACAAAGGGGGUGAAUCAUUUUUUGCUAGCAUUAUCAAGAAAAGCUUCCGAGAUUUCUCCCGAUCUAACCAGACAGAUGGCCGUGGAAAAAUUGAUGUUACUGUAAAUGGGCAGCCCUUAUCAGACCGUGCGAUUAAGAAAGCUGAAAAGCUAGCUGGACCAAUCCAGCCUGGAAAUUAUUGGUAUGAUAUUCGAGCUGGAUUUUGGGGUGUCAUGGGUGGGCCUUGUCUUGGAAUAAUUCCACCAUUUAUAGAAGAGUUCAAUCACCCCAUGCCGGACAAAUGUUCUGGUGGGAGUACUGGUGUUUUUGUAAAUGGUAGAGAGCUUCACCAAAAAGAUUUGGAUUUGCUAUCUGGAAGAGGACUGCCCUCUGAUGGAGAUAGAUCUUAUAUCAUUGAGAUUUCUGGGAGAGUCCUGGACGAAGACACAGGAGAAGAGCUGGACUGCCUAGGCAAACUUGCACCUACAGUGGAGAAAGUGAAGCAUGGAUUCGGCAUGAAAGCGCCUAGAGCAGCUACUUGAGAAGGUGAAUUUUCUUCCAUCCUCCUGAAGAUUGGGAAACAUUAUUUGGGAUCUAAUCAUGGAGCGAGUCUGAAAAUGGCUGCAAGAUUACUCAAAAAGUUCUUCCAUCGCACAACAAAGUUAAAGUAAUUUUGUGCAUGGCUUGAAUUCAGAUUACACAUGAAAUGCGUUAAUUUCUUAUUUUAAUGUUACAAAAAAACUGCAUUAGAAAGUUGUGGUUGGCAUCAGGUAGUUUUAGGAAAAUUGAAGUGAUGUGUAAAAAAUUGUAAUUUAUUCCUUGAUCAGUUUGUAUUAGUUUAUGCAUUUCUAAGGAUUACUAACGUUGGUUGAAAAA